Molecule: messenger RNA, 1089 nt
Organism: Salvia hispanica
Lineage: Eukaryota; Viridiplantae; Streptophyta; Magnoliopsida; Lamiales; Lamiaceae
Source: RefSeq, a predicted model, not a curated record
AUGGUGAAGCUACUGAUGGAUGAGAGAGAUGCGGAAAGGGCAGCCCGAGAGGCUUUGGAGAAGAAGAAUCAGGAAAUACAACCCGUGAUGAACAUGAAGGGCUACACGGAGGAUGCCAAUCGCCAUCUCUCCAAAUUUGUGGAGAUCUCAAACACUCUCAAAUUGAACGGUGUCGAUGACGAUGCCAUAAGUGUAAGACUCUUUCCCUUUUCAUUAACUGAUUCUGCUAAAGAGUGGUUUGAAUGUAUGCCCAGAGAAAAGGUCUCCACAUGGAAGGACAUUGUAGCUGCCUUCCUCGACAAGUACUAUCCGCCGGGCACAAUUUUGAAGCUCAAAAGCGAGAUCUUCCAAUUCAUACAAGGCCAUGACGAACCCCUCUAUGAGGCAUUUGCUCGUUUCAAAGCCCUUCUCCGAAAGUGCCCUAACCAUGGUUUCACCGUGGACCAUCAGGUAGGAAUUCUCUAUAAUGGGUUUAACGAGAAAAUUUGUGCUAUGCUUGAUUCAGGUGCAAAUGGAGGGUUCUUAAGGAAGUCAGGUGAGGAAGCCAUGGCGGUGAUAGAGGAAUUCGCCACCAAUAGCAGGGGGUGGUCGAAAGAAAGGCAUAACCUAAAAAGGAUAGCUGCAGUUGAAGAAGCCGAGGAAAGCUCUUUUGCAAAGGAAUUGGCCGAGCUUCGAGUUAGGGUGGACCAAAUGGAUUCAUCAAGGAAGGAGGACCCGAUUCCACCAACCUCCAUUAUAGCAGUCUCUAAACCCGAAACUCCUACCCCGACAGUGAAGGAAAUCAACUACAUGCAAGGAGGCGGUCCCAAUAGAAAUUACAACAAUAAUUAUCGCCCUAACCAGGGGGGCGGUAAUUUCAAUAAUUAUAAUGGAAACCGACCUUAUCCUAAUCUCUCUUAUUCUAACAAUAAUUACAUGGAACCCCCCGCAAGAUUUAAUGUUAGCAAGGGAGGAAUAGUUGAGACAUUCAAGAAGGAGGAAAAUUAUGAACAAGGGAUCACAAGGAUCUUGGAGGUAAUCGCGCAAGACAGGAAGGUUAAUGACACCAAGAUCGGAGUGGUUGAAGCUAGAAUAAACAACCUCGAGUAG